UUUCUCUGUCAAAUAAAUAAAUAAGUCUUAAAAGAAAAUUAUGAGCUCUUUAAGGACCAGGAAUGUUAGUCAUCUUUGGAUUCGACAGCGUCUAGCACCAGGUCUUAGACGGGGUAGGUGCUCAAUAAGUAAAUGGUUGAUGAAUGAGUAUAUGAAAGGAAGGAACAGAUCUCUGGGGCAGGUGUAAUGAGUCCUGUUCUGCCAGGUGCCUCCGCAGCUCCCACUUUUCUUAUUCCUGGGGUUUUGUGUCAUUGGAUGGUAAGGAUAGCAGUGAACUUGGGUUGAGGGCUUGCUGUGUACCAGGCACAGUACUAAACACUUUUCCUGUGUUAAGUUAGUUAAUUCUCACAGCCCUUUGAGGUAGGUACUAUUUUUUUCCACAUUUUUAUUUAAAUUCUAGUUAGUUAACAUAUGGUGUGGUAUUGACUUCAGUGAUUCAUCGCUUCCAUGCACCACCCAGUGCUCAUCACAACAGGUGCCCUCCUUACUGCCUGUCCCCCGUCUAGCCCAUCCCCUGCCCACUGCCCUCCAGGGAGGUGCUAUUUUUAGGUCCUAUAUUAGAGAUGAGGAGACAGAUUUUAGAGAGGCUGAGCUCACAAAGACAAGAAUAGGUGGAACUGGGUUGAUGUUCCAUAGCCUCUGUGAUGAACUAGGAUCAUCUCUGGAUGGGCAGCUUGGGAACACUAGGCCCUCCUCUCCUUCCUCCCUGCAUAGCAGGGGUGAGGCAGAAGAAUGGACACAAGGAUCUGGUAUGAAGACUGUGGGAUGGACGGUGGUGCCCUUCUCCCCAUCCUUCUUGGCUUGAGGGGCGUAUGGUUUGCAUUGCUCGCCACCAGAGGGAGCAGAGGCAGGGCAGCCCAGUGGGUGAGGCCUUCCGUCGGCUGUCACUGCCAGGGUCUGGUGUCCAUUACUCCAGAGGAACGUUUAGGUUGAGACAACCUCCCUACUACACACCAAAAAGGGUCCUAGAUUGAGACCUUCCAUCUAAGUGCCCUCAGACUGAGAGACCCCAGAAGGACCCCCAGGCUGGGACUCUGAGGGGUUAUUUGGCUGAAGACAUUCCAGAGGGGAUCUCACAGGGGGCUUCCCCGCAGCGAGAGACUCUAGGAGGGCCCCCCAGACUGAGACUCCUCAGUGGGAUCCAAGUUUGAGGCACUCUUGGAGAAACCCUCAGAUUGAGCCCCUCAGGGGGGUCCCCAGAUUGAGACCCUCUGAGGAACACAAGAUGAUGAGAUACUCUUGGGAGGGCAUUUUCAUGGAGACACUUCUAGAAGUAGAGGGGAGCCCUAGAAGGAGACACAGGGACGGGCUGGGAGGGGCGUGGGAGACAUGCUCCUGACCUCAGAGUUCAGGCUUUGGGCCCCACCCCAUCCUUGCCUUGACCCACACUAACUCACCUGCCCUUCUCCCUUCCCCCUCCCCAUCAGGUGAGGAGGUCCACUGGGGUCAUUCCAGGCUUCCUGGGAUGUCAUCCUGGGCACUGGAUUGGGGUGGGGGUGUUAGGGAAGGCAUGGGUUUCUGAGGGAGGGAGAAGUAGGCAGCCCAACCUGUUUGGAGAGGUUGUUAACUGCCAGGUAACCCAUCUGGGUCUCUCUCACUCAUGUGCUUGCUGGCUGAGGGGAGCUGAAGGGGAGUCGGGACAACACUCAGUCGGGUCCCCUCUACCAGGCUGCCCUUCUGUGGCUCCUUCCCCACCUCUCAGCCAUGGGGACUGCAGGCAGAUCAUGAGCCAUCGGCUCCCCUGCGGCCAGCUGUAGGACAACACAACUCUGACCAGGAUAAGCACACUGGGCACCAUGGGACAGUGUCGGUCAGCCAAUGCUGAGGAUGCGCAGGAAUUCAGCGACGUGGAGAGGGCCAUUGAGACCCUCAUCAAGAACUUCCACCAGUACUCUGUGGAGGGUGGGAAGGAGACGCUGACUGCCUCCGAACUACAGGACCUGGUCACCCAGCAGCUGCCCCACCUCAUUCAGAGCAACUGUGGGCUGGAAGAGAAAAUUGCCAACUUGGGCAGCUGUACCGAUUCUAAACUGGAGUUUGGGAGUUUCUGGGAGCUGAUUGGAGAAGCAGCCAGGAGUGUGAAGCUGGAGAGCCCUGUCCGGGGCAGCUGAGAACAUUUUCCUGGAAUUCUUGGGGGGGAUGUUGGGGUCUAGAAAUAAAAGUCCUCUCC
This is a messenger RNA of Leptonychotes weddellii (Weddell seal), 2170 nucleotides long. NCBI's taxonomy places the organism in Eukaryota, Metazoa, Chordata, Mammalia, Carnivora, Phocidae. The record is from RefSeq and is a predicted model, not a curated record.